Hansenula ciferrii is the source of this 387-nucleotide messenger RNA. RefSeq lists its product as uncharacterized. Bases 1 to 387 code for a protein of 128 amino acids. The transcript has a single exon. The record is from RefSeq and is a predicted model, not a curated record. Lineage: Eukaryota; Fungi; Ascomycota; Saccharomycetes; Phaffomycetales; Wickerhamomycetaceae.
AUGUCAAAACUUAGAGUUGAUCUUAAACUUGCCACUGAUAUUGUGCUUGCUAUCGGUGGUGCUGUGUCGGCAUAUUAUAUGGUUCACCUUCUCAUGAAUCAAGAAGGCCCAGCUGCUAAAUCAUCAGAAACUAAAAAGAAAGCCGAUGCUUCAUUGAAAAGACUUAAAGUGUUGAAUCCGGAUCUUAAGCUUGACUUAAAUGAUUAUGAAAAUGCUGUACUGGCCUCUGUUGUUACUCCUUUUGAAAUAGAUGUUAAAUUUGAUGGUGAGUAUAUAACAAUUCAUUUGCCAUUAUGUUUCAGAGAUAAAACUAACAAAUUUCUACAGAUAUUGGAGGUUUACAAAACAUUAUUGAUGAACUACAGGAAAGUGUUCUUUAUCCAUUAA